Molecule: messenger RNA, 1391 nt
Organism: Sardina pilchardus (European sardine)
Lineage: Eukaryota; Metazoa; Chordata; Actinopteri; Clupeiformes; Clupeidae
Gene: hoxc1a
Product: homeobox C1a
Exons: 2
Coding region: 79-990 (303 amino acids)
Biological process (GO): regulation of transcription by RNA polymerase II
Cellular component (GO): nucleus
Molecular function (GO): DNA-binding transcription factor activity, RNA polymerase II-specific; RNA polymerase II cis-regulatory region sequence-specific DNA binding
Source: RefSeq, a predicted model, not a curated record
UCGCUGCGUGCACGGUGCCCGCGAGGCCAGGCUCUGAGAAUAACUAGAAUUAAGAAGAAUGUAGCGGGAAAACCGAUUAUGAAUUCUACAGAAGAAUUCAUUCACAACGAAGCAAAUGGUACGGAGAGCGGAGGCCGUUUGGCGGAGAACAAACUUGAAGAUUUCAACUCAAGGACUAGUCCUCAAGUUGGCAGAGGCGUCGAGGGACUCGAGCAAGUUGAGACACAAUGCUCACAGUAUUGUUACUCAACUUUCUCCGGCGAUGCAAGUGAUGUGUUAAGUCUCCAAGACGCAUCCAGCUAUGCGAACGCCAAACACUCCCUCCAAACUGACGGCUUUUCUGUGACAUCCAUCCGUCCUCAGCAUCCUUUUCUCCCCUCGUUAUUCGGUGCCCGGGCGCAGACACUCGAUGCUGGUUACUCUCCCUCCACAGACACUUCAAGGACUUUCCCCGAAGCAUUUACCGAUUCGGGGCCACUGAACGCCUGCGCUGAAAUAUUCAAGGACAACGGGCCAAGAUUUCACCUCGCUAUUAAGGGCAACCAUACUUUUCAAAAUAUCGCAGAGAAGACACCCGACUCCAGUUAUGGCGGUAAAACAUUUGAAUGGAUGAAGGUUAAGAGAAAUCAAUCUAAGAUGGCUAAAAUGCAGAUGCCUUGUGGUGCAAGUUAUUUAGCAACGGAACACCAAAUGUCAAGCGGUUGUUACCAAAGCGACAACACCGUACACGACCAGCCUGCUAACGGAAUGCCGCGGACUAACUUCAGCACCAAACAGCUGACCGAGCUGGAGAAAGAGUUCCACUUCAACAAAUAUCUGACACGGGCCCGACGGGUGGAGAUCGCCAGCAGCCUGCAACUGAGUGAGACUCAGGUGAAAAUUUGGUUUCAGAACAGACGCAUGAAGCAGAAGAAACUGCAGCGCGAGGGCAUCGUCCCCGGACCCGGGCAUGUGUCUGCUCCAGAAAGGACAGCUCUCCAAACGCGUUAGCUAGUUUCCGCACCUCGAACCUUGCCAAUAUCACCUGCCGUCAGAGAAUGAAGGGGAGCUCAUCAAUGGAGUUGUGAGCGCUCGUGAUUCUCGACAGUGGUUUUGGAAAUACAGGGUUCGCAUGUGUCUGCGUGCAGGCACGUAAUUAAGUAGCCAUUUAUUGCAAAUGCACUUUAAAAUAUUUACAAAUAUGAUUUAGUUUAUUGUUAUUUAUUGUUUUUGGAGGUUUAUCAUCAGAGCUGUUGCCUUUCAAAGAAUCAAUUAUUUAUUGAUUUGUUAUAAUUUAAACGGAAAAUAUUUUGGAUCAAAAUGCACAUGGAACAGGCUACCAGGUGGACUGUGUACGUUUUGUUAUAUUUAUUUAUUGAUGGAAAUAAAUUGAGCUACAUUUGAUCGACCUA